CGCAAGAUCCCUGCCUCCUCUGAGUCACUCAUCUCAGGUGGUCUAUAAAUACCGCGGAACCGGCUGCCCUUCUGCACCGGCUGAAGAGGAGCUGCUCCCGUCUGGACCAGAGAGAGGCAGACAAACAGGUGAAAGAUCAGGAAGAUGAUGCUACCCGCCUGCUUGAGCUUGGGGCUCCUGUGCCUGGCCAUCGGGCCCUUCCUGAGCGGUGUUGAUGCCGACCAGUGCCCCAAGUAUUGGAUGUCCUACAACGGCCACUGCUAUGGCUACUUCCACCAGGAGAUGAGCUGGAGGCAGGCGCAGGCUCACUGUCAGCGCCAGGGGGCCAACCUGGCUUCCAUCCUGGACCGGAGCGAACACCAAGCCGUCGCGGACUUCCUGCAUCGCAUCCAGUUUGACGACGAGGAUGUGUGGUUCGGCCUCUCCACCUCCAACAGGAACCAAGGCUGGGUGUGGGCUGAUGGCAGCCCAACCGGAUACUCAUCCUGGGACAGGUUCAAGCCCUCUUCCUUCCUGAAAAAUGAGCAUUGCGCCCUGCUGGAGGAGGAUUCAGGUUUCAUGGUGUGGGACAACGACUCCUGCUACGAACGCAACCCCUUCCUCUGCAAGCUGUAAACGCAGCAGCCGGAUCCAGGGCACAGCCAUCGGCCCCCAUCCCCCACUCCUGCUCUAACCCUUCUCAGGUGGCCUUUCUGUGUAUCCCCCCCCCCCUUUCACCCUCUUGCUCUGUCCCAGCCCCUCCCAUGACACUGAAAAUAAACAGCUUUUGAGCAUA
This is a messenger RNA of Sphaerodactylus townsendi, 775 nucleotides long. RefSeq names its product struthiocalcin-1-like. The record is from RefSeq and is a predicted model, not a curated record. The coding region runs from base 145 to 615 and encodes 156 amino acids. The transcript has 6 exons. NCBI's taxonomy places the organism in Eukaryota, Metazoa, Chordata, Lepidosauria, Squamata, Sphaerodactylidae.